UAUGUAAGAUAAGAGAGACGAACACACAUACAUGGCUAGGUUGGCUGAAUAAACUGAAAGAUGGGAGGAUAUGGUAAUAUAAGUAAUUCAAUAAGUAGGUUGAGAACAUGAGGAAGGUAGCAGAGAUUACUAAAGAUUUGAAUAAUGAAGAGAGAAAUCUACUUUCAAUUGCAUAUAAGAAUACAGUAGGAUAAAGGAGAACUGCUUGGAGAGCAAUUACUGCUUAUGAGAUUAAGGAGAAAUAGAAGGUAUAAGUAGAGUGGAUAAGUGAUAGAUUGUGAAAUAUUAAGAAGUACUUUAAUAUUACAAGGCAAGAGUAGAGAAAGAAUUAGAUUAUUAUUGCAAUGAGGUUUUGUAGUUGAUAGAUCACACUCUAUUGAAGAAGACAGCUAACACUGAGGCUAGAGUAUUUUAUCACAAAAUGAAAGGAGAUUAUAAUCGAUACAUUUCAGAAUAUUCAUAAUAAAAGGCUUAGGAGAAAGCAAUUUAAUAAGCUUAGUAGGCGUAUUAGACAGCAUUGGAAUUAAUUGAUAAGGACAAGUUUCCAAAAACUAAUUUAUUAAGAUUAGGAGUUACUCUCAAUUAUUCAGUGUUUUGUUAUGAAAUAAUGAGUGAUGUUGCUAAGGCAUGUGAAUUGGCAAAGACAGUAAAAGAUGAAGUAUUAAUUUAAAUAAUAUAUAAGGCAAUUAAAGAAUUAGAUGAUAUGGAAGAAGAUCAAUAUAAAGAUGUGACCACAAUCUUACAAUUGAUAAAUGACAAUCUUACUAAUUGGUAAGCUGAGUUACCAGAUGAAGGAGGGAAAAAAUGAA
Paramecium pentaurelia is the source of this 809-nucleotide messenger RNA. NCBI's taxonomy places the organism in Eukaryota, Ciliophora, Oligohymenophorea, Peniculida, Parameciidae. The record is from the annotation of a GenBank genome assembly.